Rhizopus microsporus ATCC 52813 is the source of this 489-nucleotide messenger RNA. RefSeq lists its product as uncharacterized. The record is from RefSeq and is a predicted model, not a curated record. Bases 1 to 489 code for a protein of 162 amino acids. Lineage: Eukaryota; Fungi; Mucoromycota; Mucoromycetes; Mucorales; Rhizopodaceae. The transcript has a single exon.
AUGAAGCUUUACUUUUCCGUUAUCUGCUUGCUUGCCUUGAUCUGGGCUGUUGCCUGUGUGCCAUUAUCGGAACCAGAAACCUCAACAGAGACACAAGACUCAAAAUCUCCUCUUUCCUUUUUGAAUGGUGCCAAAGCUGAAGAAAUGGAUGAUAUGCAAAUAGCCAAGAUGUAUAUUGCAGGAGGUGCUCAUAAGAACAGUAACUCUGGUGAUAUCGUUUAUCCCAAGAACAAUCAGACUUGGCAUGUCGGCCAGAAAGCCAAGGUGGUCUUUAGGAAAGCAAACUAUGGGGUUAAUGAAACUGUUUCUAUCUUCUUCUUUGAAAAAACUCCUGUCUUGGCAGGUGGCCCAAUCAGUAAUCGAGUGUUCACAUUCAAGGUUCCAGCCAGUGCUUAUAGUGGACGUAAUGCUACAUCACUCCUUCUGGCAGUAAAGCGUAAGAACUUUUACUUACAAUCUGUUGAUUCUGUUGUUCUUCACGUAAUUUAA